AUGGUGCAGAACGGUCAUUUCUUACGUACAACAAACGAGACCAGAAAAAAACGUAUUUGGACGUGUAAAAAAUGCAAAGAAGCCUUCGAGACGUGCCGGCUGCUUCGGGUGCAUAGGAAAGUUCACAGGAAAGAAAAAAUCGACGACACCCAAUACAACUAUUACUUCGACAAGAACAGGAAUAUUUACACUUGUAGCACUUGUGACGCCGAAUUUUCGUCAAAAGAAGAAGUAGAGAAACACGUGGUCAGUCACAAGGAAUGUUACACGUGUAUGACAUGCGACUUGAGCUUCGAUGAGCCGUACAAAUACGCAAUUCAUAUGCAUAUUCACAGUGACGAUCGCAUGUUUCGUUGUCCUUUGUGCAACUCGUACAAAACAUCGAAAAGAACGGUUCUGAUGACUCAUAUAAACACUUACCAUCUCCGUAGGUUCAUCUACAAAUGUAAAACCUGCGGCAAAGGUUUCAACGAUUGCGUCCUGUUCAAAGAACACAGCAAUAUUCACGCGGGGGUGAAACCGUUCCGUUGCAUCGUUUGUGGUAAAGAUUUCCCGUUUUCCAUCUAUCUUCACACGCACCAAGUGAGAAACCACAAGGUUUCCAUUGAAGGAGUCAUAGCGACCAAUCAAUGUUGCGUAUGUCGAAGGCGAUACGCCAACUCUAGAACCUUGGAGAAGCACAUGAAAAAGCACGAAACCGUAGAGAAAAAGAGCCCCGAAAAGAAACACUUGUGUGACAUUUGCGGAAAGGGUUUUGCUAGAAAAGAUAAACUUAAAAUCCACUAUCGGACCCACACGGGAAUUAAACCGUACGCUUGUUCGUAUUGUCCGAAAAGAUUUAUCAAACGGGAUUAUUUGGUCAUGCACGAGAGGGUUCACAGCGGCGAAAAACCGUAUUCGUGCGAAUACUGUGGAAAGUGUUUCAAUCAAGGAGCACCACUCAGGGUUCAUAUACGAACACACACGGGGGAAAAACCUUAUGUGUGUCAUAUUUGUUCAGCGGCUUUCACAUCAAACGGAGCGUUGAAAUUGCACUUGAAAAGCUGCCCAGGAAUGAAAUAA
This is a messenger RNA of Agrilus planipennis (emerald ash borer), 1062 nucleotides long. Its product is annotated as zinc finger protein 239-like. Gene Ontology annotation, biological process: regulation of transcription by RNA polymerase II. The record is from RefSeq and is a predicted model, not a curated record. The transcript has a single exon. Gene Ontology annotation, molecular function: DNA-binding transcription activator activity, RNA polymerase II-specific; RNA polymerase II cis-regulatory region sequence-specific DNA binding. Gene Ontology annotation, cellular component: nucleus. Lineage: Eukaryota; Metazoa; Arthropoda; Insecta; Coleoptera; Buprestidae. Bases 1 to 1062 code for a protein of 353 amino acids.